Pogona vitticeps (central bearded dragon) is the source of this 6003-nucleotide messenger RNA. RefSeq names its product neurabin-1. The record is from RefSeq and is a predicted model, not a curated record. Gene Ontology annotation, molecular function: actin filament binding. Gene Ontology annotation, biological process: actin filament organization; calcium-mediated signaling; neuron projection development. Lineage: Eukaryota; Metazoa; Chordata; Lepidosauria; Squamata; Agamidae. Gene Ontology annotation, cellular component: cytoplasm; actin cytoskeleton; postsynaptic density.
CUCCCGGAGGACUGGAGAGCCGGAGAGGAUGGGCCUUCAAGGAAGUGGCGAGGGAGACUGGACAGUCCUCGGUCUCUUGGAGCGAGAAGAGCGGGGUGUGGGGUGGGGACGACUCUUCGGCUCUGCAUUGGAACCAGAAAGAAACUUUUCGAGCGUCCGGAGAGUUGUAUUUAUUUACUUAUUAAUAUUCCUCGUGAGAAAAGCCGGGGCUGAAGCCUGCCUGGAAGUCGCAUCCUCUGCCCUGGAAGCCUUUCCCCUUUAAUCCCCGACGAGGAAGAGCUGGCAGUUGUCGCUCACUCGGCAGAGGGGACAAGAGGCACCUUACCUACCUCAUAGUUAUGGUCAUUUUCGGCUCCACUCGGAGAAUGUUUCUUUUCGCGCAUUGUGGGGACGAGCCUCAGCAGUUCAAACAUGUUCAGGGCAAAAAACAAAACAAAAACCCUGAGGUUUCAUUCAUGUGGAGUUCUGCAAUUCGCAGGCUGCAUUUAAUUUCUUGUCUUGGUCUUGAGCUCUCAGAACACAUCUGAGAUUAGAGUAUGGAAUUCCCCUGAAAUAUGUGUCAUACAAGACUCACUUUUUUCUCUUUCUUUUUCUUUUUGCAGACAGCUUGUUGAUCCGAGUGGAUCAGCUGUUGGAAGUCAGUAUCCCGUUUUUCCGGAUACAUUUCUGGAGUGUGGUUUCUCCCUGUGUGUUCUGCUUGCUUUAAUGCCGGCGCAGAAGAAUAAGUUGGCCAGAGGCGUCUUACAGUCUCAUUCUCUCUCCAGGCUGUAAUAGGCUUGUGUCCAGGCAUUGUGGGGGACAGCUGCUGUUGGUUUUCCUUGUAUCUGCCCACAAAGGAGUUAAGGCUCACCCCUCUUGACAAUGAUGAAGACUGAAGGAAAAGGAGAGAGGACUUUAAGAAGUGCUUCACCACACAGAAAUGCCUAUAAAGCUGAUUUUCAUGCUAUUAAGUGCAGUUUUGAUUCAGUGAACUCUGAUAACGCUUCAGACAAAUCUGGCCCUCAACAAAAGCUGACCAGUUCAUCUAGUGGAGGAAGUACCGACUCACACAUUCGGGGCAGAGCUGUUACCUAUGGCAACAGAGUGCACAAGAUAAAGAACAUGUUCAUGCAGAUGGGUGGCUCUUCCACUUCAUCUUGUUGUGAGAAUAGCCCAUCUUCUGAACUCAAAAUAAUUGCCAAGACAGUUUCAACUGAUACUACACCUCCAUCUCCCAGUAGUCCAUCGUUCCUGUCAGUUCAAAAAAAUAACCUGCUGAAUAGUGGCUCUGUUCCCUUCAGUAGUCCCCAUGAUUCCUUACCUUCUGCUUCAUUCACUGACAAAAUUAUCUGCAGCAGUGAUGAGGGAAAUCUAGACAAAGCUGCUUUGGCAGAGAAGUUUUCUGAGACUAGGAAAAUAUUUGAAAGGAACAUUAAAAAGCCAGGCUCAGUGGACAGAGGUGCUCUUAAAAAUGAAAAGAUUGAAGACAGGAAGAGACAUGGCUCUACUUCUUCUGACUGUAGCAGUGUAGUAGAUCAUGUUAAUUUUAAUACUGAUAUAAGCUCUCAGGUUGCCGUUGACAAAGCAGAGAAUAAUGGAAGCAGUGAGCACAAGUUGCAGCACUCCAGUGGUGGUGGUAGAUCCUCAUCACUGAAUGCUGGACCCAUUUCUAGAAGACUGGAGAGUUUCUUGGCUGACAGUGACAGUGAAGAAUCUAAAGACGUUCUGAAAAAUGAAGGUGCCUCCGAUUCUGUUCAUAUAGGAUUGUGUAGCUGGGAAUCACCAGUGGUUAGAGAAGAAUUGUGCCUAAAGCAGAAUUAUACAAUUGCAGCUCCUGCCCAUUUGAGUAGCAAAUGGGAUGAGCUAAAUAAGGCCACAGAAGAAACACCUACAAAUGAUCAGGUGACAUCUGAAGGAAAUCAGCAAUGUGCAAUCACCACAUCCACUAAAAUAGAUAGAGCCCCCAUUAAAAUUUCCCAGGUAGAAGUAGUUAGAGCAGAACUGAUUAUGGUACAGAACAAAAGUUUAGGGAAUAAUAGUGAAAUUGUGGGAGAAGUUAAUGUUUUGCAGAAGGAAAAACCACUGAAAUUUCAAAGUUUGGAAGGGGAAGAGAAGGAUGUCUCACUGGAGGAAAUGGAGGAACUUCGUGUGUGCAGUCAAACCAGCCAGAAAGGAGUAAAAGAGAUAAUCUCUUCGGAGGAACCUCAAACAAGAGAGCAAGAUUAUGUAGAACAAGUAAGGGAUAGUGAAGAUGAAGAGGAAUGCCAAGAAGUAGAUUUGAGAGAUAGUAGUGGGUUUUCUUCCAAUGCUUUUGGAAUAGAGAAUGCAGCUUUUGAUGAUGACAGAGAAACAGAGUCAAACAGUCAGGGCGUUGAAGGACAAGAAACUCUAGCAGAGGAUGAGUAUAAUUAUGACAGUGAUUAUGAGGAAUAUCCUGGGCUUUCUGAGGAGGAAGAACCUGAUCCAGAGAGGAAAGUGAAGUUUUCCACAGCACCUAUCAAGGUAUUCAGUACUUAUUCAAAUGAAGACUAUGAUAGACGCAAUGAAGAGGUUGACCCUGUGGCAGCAUCUGCAGAAUAUGAACUUGAGAAGAGGGUGGAAAAAAUGGAGGUUUUUCCUGUGGAAAUUGAAAAAGGUGACAGUGGCUUGGGUAUCAGUAUAAUUGGAAUGGGUGUUGGUGCAGAUCAGGGACUGGAAAAGCUGGGAAUCUUUGUGAAAACAAUAACUGAAGGUGGAGCUGCUCAGAAAGAUGGUCGGAUUCAAGUAAAUGAUCAGAUUGUUGAAGUCGAUGGUAUAAGUCUUGUAGGAGUAACACAGUUUUUUGCAGCAACUGUACUAAAAAAUACAAAAGGCAUAGUCAGGUUUUUGAUUGGAAGAGAAAAACCAGGAACUCAGAGUGAAGUUGCUCGUCUCAUCAGUGAGACCCUGGAGCAGGAGAGGUGUUUAUAUGAGCAGCAGUAUUCCCAAGAUGAUACAGAACAGGAUGAUGACUAUGAGGAAGAGGAGGAUUCUUUUGAAUCUAAUUUACAUGGAAAAUCUGUAGAGGUAUUUUAUCUUCCUGAAAAUGAAGACAUUAAUUUGCCAUUGGACAUGGAUUCUUCACAGUUCCUACUGAAAUUUAAAGAGCUACAGUUGAAACAUGCUGUCACAGUAGCUGAAGUUAACCAACUUAAAGAAAAGUUGAAAGCAACAGAAGUUGAAAAGAUGGAAUGGGAAUUGAGUAAAGCCCAGCUCCAGGAAACAUUAGAUGAGAACAAGGAAAAAAUAAAGAAGUUGGAAACCUACUGGCUGGAGGCACAGAGCUUAUGUAAAACAGUAAAUGAACAUCUUAAAGAAACUCAGGAACAAUAUGAUGCUCUGGAAAAAAAGUACAACAAAGCUAAGAAAUUACUGAAAGAGUAUCAACAAAAAGAAGUAGAACUCAUGAAAAAAGAGGAGGAUCAUACGAGAAUUCUUGAAGAGAGAAACCAGGAACAUGCAAAUCAGUUGAAAAUGUUGCAGGACAAGAUUACAGAGCUUGAAGAUAAAUUAAAGAUAUACGAGAGACUCCCUUAUAUGUUUGGAAAUAGCAUUUUACUAGAAACUGACACACCAACUCCUGAACGUUUGGAAGUGAAAGAUGAUGUUCUGGAAAUUGAGUCUUCAGUAGAGAAAUCAGAUUUUUCUGAGUUUGAUACGUUUGUUGGGGACACACCGAGGUUGGACACCAGUGCACAUAAAGCAAAAGCUCAGCUUGCCUUGAAAGUAAAACGUCAGCCACCUUCUCGAUCAAAGCUGAAAGAGUCUCUUGGGGUUGGACAGAAAGAAAGAAACUCACAGAGUAUGGAUGAUUGCGAGGCAGAGGAAACUAUCCAGGUGAAGUCUUCAGAAGUGACAGAGAUGAUAACUACCUCCCAGCAAAGUGAUGUAGAUCAGAAAGCCAACAAUCAUGAACGUGCCGGAAGUACUGACAGUUUAUUAGACUCAAGCCCAACCAUUUCUGUGCACUCUUCUCCAGUGUGUAAACCACACACAGAGGGUAGUCCUGGAGCAGCACAGCAGAUCUCUAAUGAUGAUACUGCUCCAAAUUCUCCUUCAGGAUACUGUCGAAAUGCUAAACACAGAGAAUCAAAAGGAAAAGGAAAAGCAAACAAAGAUGACAAAAGGAACGAAGAAAAAACUGAAUCAAGUGAAGGUUCUGCUGGAAAGUCCAAAAGACGUUUCCCAGAUUUUGGGGGCCUAAGAAAAUCCGGUGGUAAAGGCAGGAAACAAGAGAAAGAAAACACAAGGGGUUCUCUGGAUAGCCGAGGCUCCCGAGAACUCUUGGAAGAUUCUGCCAACAACUUAUCUGCAUCAGAUUCAGAUUCACCUAUUCCAACCUGUAUGCCUUUCUCUUGGUUUGGAGAUAGUCACAAAGAACACAGUUCUAGUAGUACCCUGAGCUAUUCACAGGGUGGACAUGACGUAUUUGAACAGAGCCAAGAGAAGAACAGGAGCAAGAGUAGAAUUGUCAUAGAUGGUUCAUACCAUAGCCACCCAAGUUGUGAUCUGUCAGGGUUAGUGACAGAGCCAAAUCUUUCAGGGCGUUCACACACUUUAACCUUCUCUUCAAAUGAGACUUCAGAUGAUGAGCCAGCAGCUACAGGGAAACAAAACCAGUGGCACAGUAAACCAAUUUCUGAAUGGACAACACAACAAGUGUGCCAUUGGCUAAUGGGAAUGAACAUGGAGCAAUACAUCACAGAAUUCACAGCCAAGAAUAUAGACGGACAGCAGUUGAUGCUGCUUGACAGUGAUAAGUUGAAGGCCAUUGGAGUAUCCAGUCAAAAUGACCGAUCAACAAUAAAGAAGAAAAUUAAGGAUAUUAAAAAAGCACAAGAAAAGCUAGAGAAACAAAAAGAAAGAGGUCAAAAAAAGGAAAAGGAUGUUCGGAAAAGUGCCAGAGUGGUGGCCACUGUAGAAUCAAGUUGCUAAAGAGAUUGGGUGACAUAUACAGCAGCUUCCUGUUGUGUCCUCUCAAGGGCUAAAAUGGAGCUCUGCCAACGCUUCAUUAUCUUUAUCAGACUUUACUUCGAUGUGAAGAAGUGCAACAAUUGUAUAUUACUGUAUAACGUUGAAUAUGGAAAGGAGGAAGUGAGUUUUUCUUUAAAGACACAACCUCCAGCUUCCAUAGUCCUUCCACGUUUAUAUGAUUGAUUUAAAUGAAAUAUUUUCAUUUUUAAAAUAUUUAGAAUGUUAACUUGUACUAAUGAACAGUAAGUUAAUGUUGUCACAAGUAAUAUGUACAUAUGUGCCUGGUUAUUCUAACUCCCUGAUUUGUCUGUUGGAAAUGGUAUAUACAAUUUUUGAAAAGUAGGAUGUGACACAAAUUACAGUAAAAUGUUGGACGGUAUGUAGAGAACUAUCAGAUUACUAUGUUUUGGUGGAGAUAGCUUGCUGCCACUAGUGUAUAGAGAAAAAUUAAGUUUUUAAAAAGUAAUAGAAAAUUAAUUUAAUCAAAUUUAAUGACAUGUUUAAAAUGCUGUAACUUCUAGAGUUCAUUUUAAAUUCAAAACUUUGUAGUAAUAUAAUUCAUGACUUAUUUUCUAAAACAACACUGUUUCUAAGUUGUUGGUUAUAUUGAAGCAGGAUUUCAACUUUUACCAAUCAGUUUUAUACACUUUUGUAUGUAGUAGUUUUAUAGUCCAUGUGACAAAUAAGAGCAUACUGUAAUAUAACAUGCAUUACACUUUUCCUACUCAGAUUUUGAGGACCAAAAUUAUAUUUUUGCUGAUUUUUAAAUGCUAUUGGUCUUCCAAGCUUAAAAUAAUACCAAGUUAGGAAUAGUUGGAAAAUGCAUUAAUGAAGCACUGAAUUUCUUCAUUGUAUAUAAUUAUAUUGCAGACUACAAAUGUCUUCCUUUUCAUGAACAGCAUUUGUCUUCCAAGGUAAUAUAAAACACAGCUGCCAUCAGCAUUUGGGCAACAGCACAAUUUGUUGUGGGAAACUAUACCACAUUAGAAUGACACUUCUGAAAAAUGUAAUAAAUUUCAUUCAAAAAAGCAA